Penicillium verrucosum is the source of this 2339-nucleotide messenger RNA. It is a transcript of the gene bipA, whose product is annotated as Hsp70 family ATPase KAR2. The coding region runs from base 235 to 2256 and encodes 673 amino acids. Gene Ontology annotation, cellular component: cytoplasm; endoplasmic reticulum chaperone complex; endoplasmic reticulum lumen. The record is from RefSeq and is a predicted model, not a curated record. NCBI's taxonomy places the organism in Eukaryota, Fungi, Ascomycota, Eurotiomycetes, Eurotiales, Aspergillaceae. Gene Ontology annotation, molecular function: misfolded protein binding; ATP binding; ATP hydrolysis activity. The transcript is spliced from 3 exons. Gene Ontology annotation, biological process: cellular response to unfolded protein; protein refolding; endoplasmic reticulum unfolded protein response.
CCUCUUUCUUCGAUUCUUCUCUUAACCAUUCUCCCAUUCACUCACUUCGCCCUGGGUCCCUUUCCCACAUAUCAUCGACUAACAUAAAGGUUCAUAGAGUCAAACACGCCUUGUGUUUACUCGUCUGCGCAGCUGUUUAGAGCGGCACGCGCAAAGCUUCAUAACGACAGCUUUUUUGUGUCUUCGUGUUGAAAAAGGACUUCGAUCCACCUAUCUAUACAUACAUCUUUCACAAUGGCUCGCCUAUCCGCACGCGAUGGCGCCUCCAAGCCCUUCGCCUGGACCACCAUCUUCUACCUUCUCUUCGUCCUCGUCGCGCCUCUGGCGUUCUUUGGAAACACUGCCCACGCCCAGGAGGAGAACUCCCCUGAGAGCUACGGCAAUGUUAUUGGUAUUGAUUUGGGAACCACUUACUCUUGUGUUGGUGUGAUGCAGAACGGCAAGGUCGAGAUUCUUGUCAACGACCAAGGAAACCGUAUUACCCCGUCUUACGUUGCUUUCACCGAUGAGGAGCGUCUCGUUGGUGACGCCGCCAAGAACCAAUAUGCCGCCAACCCCGAGCGCACUGUCUUCGACAUCAAGCGUAUGAUUGGUCGCAAGUUUGAUGACAAGGACAUCCAGAAGGACGUCAAGAACUACCCCUUCAAGGUCGUCAAGAAGGAUGGCAAGCCCCAAGUCAAGGUCGACGUCAACCAGUCCCCCAAGACCUUCACCCCUGAGGAGGUUUCCGCCAUGAUCCUCGGUAAGAUGAAGGAGAUCGCCGAGAGCUUCUUGGGCAAGACUGUCACCCACGCCGUUGUUACUGUUCCCGCCUACUUCAGCGACGCCCAGCGUCAGGCUACCAAGGAUGCCGGUACCAUCGCCGGUCUCAACGUCCUCCGUGUUGUCAACGAGCCCACCGCCGCCGCUAUCGCCUACGGUCUUGAUAAGACCGGUGACGAGCGCCAGGUCAUUGUUUACGAUCUUGGUGGUGGUACCUUCGAUGUGUCUCUUCUGUCUAUUGACAACGGUGUUUUCGAGGUUCUGGCUACCGCCGGUGACACCCACCUUGGUGGUGAGGAUUUCGACCACCGUGUCAUGGAGUACUUCGUCAAGCAGUACAACAAGAAGAACAACACCGAUGUCAAGAAGGAUCUUAAGGCUAUGGGUAAGCUUAAGCGCGAGGUUGAGAAGGCCAAGCGUACUCUGUCUUCCCAGAUGUCCACUCGCAUUGAAAUCGAGGCCUUCCACAACGGCGAGGACUUCUCUGAGACUCUUACCCGCGCUAAGUUCGAGGAGCUUAACGUUGAUCUGUUCAAGAAGACCCUCAAGCCUGUUGAGCAGGUUCUGAAGGACGCCAAGGUCAAGAAGUCCGAGGUUGAUGACAUCGUUCUUGUUGGUGGUUCUACCCGUAUCCCCAAGGUCCAGGGUCUUCUCGAGGAGUUCUUCGCCGGAAAGAAGGCCAGCAAGGGUAUCAACCCCGAUGAGGCCGUUGCCUUCGGUGCCGCCGUUCAGGGUGGUAUUCUCUCCGGUGAUGACUCCAUGGUCGAUGUCGUUCUCAUGGAUGUCAACCCCCUCACUCUCGGUAUCGAGACCACUGGCGGUGUUAUGACCAAGCUCAUUCCCCGCAACACUGUCAUCCCUACCCGCAAGUCGCAGAUUUUCUCGACUGCCGCCGACAACCAGCCCACCGUCUUGAUCCAGGUGUUCGAGGGUGAGCGCUCGAUGACCAAGGACAACAACAUGCUCGGCAAGUUCGAGCUGACCAACAUCCCUCCCGCGCCCCGUGGUGUUCCCCAGAUCGAGGUCGCCUUCGACCUCGAUGCCAAUGGAAUCCUCAAGGUCAGCGCCUCCGACAAGGGCACUGGCCAGGCUGAGUCCAUCACCAUCACCAACGACAAGGGCCGUCUCUCCCAGGAGGAGAUCGACCGCAUGGUCCAGGAGGCCGAGCAAUACGCCGAGGAGGAUAAGGCCAUCAAGGGCAAGAUCGAGGCCCGUAACGGCCUUGAGAACUACGCCUUCAGCUUGAAGAACCAGGUCAACGAUGAGAACGGUCUGGGUGGCCAGAUCGAUGAGGAUGACAAGCAGUCCAUCCUCGACGCCGUUAAGGAGGUCAACGACUGGCUCGAGGACAACGCCGCCACCGCUACCAUGGAGGACUUUGAGGAGCAGAAGGAGCAGCUUUCCGGUGUGGCUUACCCCAUCACCAGCAAGCUGUACGGCUCUGCUUCUCCUCCUGAUGAGGAUGACGAGCCCCUUGACCACGACGAACUGUAAAAUUAUCUUUGAGGCAUUAUUCAUGGAGUUCCACUUUUUUUUUUUCUUUUGCUUGAGUCCCCUUUUGUGUUCGAAUCUACACG